AUGAAGAUUGGUUCAAGAAGACAGACAAAGACAACGACCUUGAUGCUUGGAUGGAACGUGUUGGCUUCAUAAAGCGGAAGAAUAAGAAUGGCAACGAAAGUUACGAUCAUUUGAAGGAGGAAGCCAGGCAGAUAGGAAACAGCAAGACAGAAUAUUAGUACUUGUUACUUAAAGCCAAAAAUCACAAGAAGAGGGGAGAAACCGAUGGCAUGUACAACUUCCGAAUGGGGAUAAAGCAACUCUAUGCCUAUCUACGUGCGAUGAGGUUGAAACAAGCUUUUGGCAUCCUGACAUCGUACUGCCAUACCUAUUUUGUCAUUUGUAAAUAUGACUGUCCGACCAAGGAACAUACAUUACAAGUUUCAAAUUGUGUGAGGUAUGACCAAGACAUCAUUAAAAAGGUGACUCAAUUUAUUCACUUCACAAUGAACUCUGAAAGGAAAGAGAUCACGAACAUNUAUACAGGAAUGCACUUCAAGACAAGGAAGGUGUUUCAUGUAAGAGAAAAAAUUUAUUUGAAAUAUUAUGAUGAUUUUUUUUUCUUUCGUGGUGGUGAUGAGGACGACGAUGGAGGAGGAGGAGGUGGUGGUGAUGACAAUGGAGGUGAUGGUGAAGGUGGUGGUGAUGAAAGUGGCGGUGCUGCGAAAAGCAUUUCUGGGCUUGAUGAGGAGCAGAGUGAUGAAGAAUACGACAUCCUCUGUGAACUGCAGAACGAAGUUAAAAUCUACAAAAAGUUGAGAGGCCUGCAAGGUCAAGUUGUUCCAAAGUUUCAUUACAGUGGCUAUUUACAUGGUUGCGAAUACACCCUGCUCUUAGACGAACUCGAUGCUAAUCCUCUCUGGAAGUGUGACCCAUCGUAUGAGGAAAAGGAAGCGAUUGUUCGGGCGUUGGGCGAGAUCCACGCGGCCGGAGUUUUGCAUGGCGAUAUCAGGAAGCAGAAUAUUUUGUUACACAGGACCACCAAGCAACCCUACUUCAUAGACUUUGGGUUUUCAAGGAAAUGUAGUUACGAGAUGGACUUCAAAGAAGAAAUAAACAAACUCAGAGCACUUUUAGAUAUGUAA
Centruroides sculpturatus (bark scorpion) is the source of this 1064-nucleotide messenger RNA. RefSeq lists its product as uncharacterized. Gene Ontology annotation, biological process: protein phosphorylation. The record is from RefSeq and is a predicted model, not a curated record. NCBI's taxonomy places the organism in Eukaryota, Metazoa, Arthropoda, Arachnida, Scorpiones, Buthidae. Bases 210 to 1064 code for a protein of 284 amino acids. Gene Ontology annotation, molecular function: ATP binding; protein kinase activity. The transcript is spliced from 4 exons.